Plasmodium coatneyi is the source of this 723-nucleotide messenger RNA. RefSeq names its product SICA antigen. The coding region runs from base 1 to 723 and encodes 240 amino acids. NCBI's taxonomy places the organism in Eukaryota, Apicomplexa, Aconoidasida, Haemosporida, Plasmodiidae. The record is from RefSeq and is a predicted model, not a curated record. The transcript is spliced from 3 exons.
AUGCAAGAUGUAGUACUUAUCGAUGAGGAUACUGUUAAGGUUAAGCCUACUCAUCAUGAGGAAGCAACGGGAGGUGUUGAACCCGCUUCUCCUGGUGAGAGUGGUGCUGAAAGUCAAGAUGGUGCUACUCUUGGUGGUAGAGGAGGUGGUAGUGAUGGGUCAAUUCCAGUAACACCUGUUGCUGCCGCACGCACUAACAAGAUUGACCUCCCCACCCCAUACCUUCCUUUAAUUCCUUCGGUGACUGGUAUCCUUGUUAUGAGUUACCUCCUUUGGAAGUACUUUGGAAUGCUUGAUAAGAGAAGAAAACGUUACAGAAGGGCUCCUCAGAUACGUGGUCCCUCCUUAGAACAGCAGAUUGUUGACCAUGUGGACCAACCUGGUCCACGUGAAUAUUACAUUGUGAAGGAACGCAAACCUCGUUCUACACCUAUAGAGAAGAGGAAAAAACGUGCUGUCGGUCGUCGUGGUGCUGUACGUCGCCGCAUGAUUAUUGAUAUUCAUUUAGAAGUCUUAGACGAAUGUCAAAAGGGGGACACGAAACUGGUUCAGGAAGACUUUUUUGAAAUUUUAGUUCAAGAAUUUAUGGGAAGCGAAUUUAUGAAAGAGGAAAGUGUUCUAAAGGAACAAGUUCCUCUCAUAGAUGUUCCUAAGGAACAGGUUCCAAGUUCAGAUUCCGGGUUUAGGGAACGAAGACUUUGUUCUGGAGGAGGAUGUUCCUGA